Messenger RNA from Pocillopora meandrina, 17330 nucleotides. NCBI's taxonomy places the organism in Eukaryota, Metazoa, Cnidaria, Anthozoa, Scleractinia, Pocilloporidae. The record is from the annotation of a GenBank genome assembly.
CACGAAGGUGUUGUUGUCGGCCAUUUUAGAAGUUUAGUGUCAUCAACACAACCUUAUUUUCAUAGGAUUUUUGCACGAUCACCUGGAGAAAUAUGUCUGAUCGGAAAGCUGAGUUAGAGAAAAAGCGAAGGCGCUUAGAAGAAAUCAAACGAGCCCGAGAAGAAAAGAAAAAGGUGAGAGUUCGCCAAGAACCAGUGCUGUUCAGACUUAGUGAUUUCAACUUGCUGUAUGUACAAAGCUGAUUGGUUAAAUAGAUCUUAACUGUUCUUGUUUUGGUGCAAAUAUAAAAUGUGCAUCAAGGAGAUUGCAUCAGCUAGAAGGUAUACGUAAGAUUUGUAAACACGAGUACUUGUAUGUACGUAAAUUUUUAAAAAUUGAUCGAUAAAUCACAGACUGUUGAAUGAAUAUGACCGAUUUGCACUUAAUACUUGGUGGAGUGAUUGAAUAUCGUUCUCAAAAAGAAAGUAUAUUUGUGUUUAUUUCGCCUAUCCCGCAACAAGAAACACUUGUUGUUAAAUGCAGAUGGGUACUUGUAGCUGGAUGUACAUGUACAGUGGCAAGAAUCUUAAGUGCUUAGUCGGGGUGCUGAGAAUAACAUAAGAACCUCAAAUGUUUUUUUUUUGGCUGUCCACUUGCUGAAAUUGUCGUAUUGAAAGAUUCUCCAACAUUUUUAAUCCAGGAAAGUAGUCCUGUGUUGCUUUGAUCUUACUUAAUCACACUCAAUGAUGGGUUGAAAGAGAGAUAAAAAGAAAAAAAUACUUAGCCAAAAAUUAAGACAGAGGACUCAAAUAAAUUUAAAAUGGUCAAUUUCUCUAGAACCUGAGAUCUUAUUUGCUCAUGGUGAUUUUUGCUGUUUUUUUUUCUGGUUGGUCUUUAUGAUCACUGUGGUUUUGGUCAUAUGAAACUUGUUCAUGGAAGAUGGUACAAAAAUUGUGUUAUAUUUAAACUCUUUUGUCUCAUCAAAACUUUUUUUUAUGUUGACAUGCUAAUUAUCAUUGCAUUCACAAUUACUCUUUUCAUCAUAUUGAUAUUGUUAUCCUGUCUCAGUGGUUUUGCUAGUGGUAGGGACUGAAAUCUGUCAUUUCUCCAAUUAUCUCUGGAUAGGUUGCUUUUUCUUAUGCUAGCAGUAUGUGGGGCAUUUCUCGCAUAUGAGUGUAGUUAUUAGAUAGCUCUCUGUUUCAAUUAUGGACUGGAGCAUCCAAUUUAAAAUCAUAUCUGGCUGUAGGGUUUGAUUCUGUUUGGGAUAAUCCAGGGGUUAAAUAGGUUUUUCCAUAAGUGGUUGACUGGUAGUGUUAUAGGCUGCUGUACCAGAAAAGGGGCUGUUAGACAAAACCCAAACACAUGCAGGCUAAAUAGAGGUCGUAAGAGGUCUUACAAGUGCAGAAGACUGUCCAUAACCUGCUUUUACGGAAACCCCUAGGUAAUCAGAUUUCUUCUACUUCAUGCCAAAGUUGUUGUACCUCUUUGUUUAUUUGUUUUAAUUUCCAAUUUUUAUAACUUGCAGCAAGAGCAAGAGCAAAGCAAGACAGCGGCUGCACCAAAGGGUGGUGCCAGUGCUACUUCUGCAUCAGCAGAAUCCAAAGAGACUGAUAUUGAGAGGAAAAAGAGGGAAGCUGAUGAGCUGCUCAAGGGAAUUAUUCCUGAUGAUGUAAUUGAUGGCACUGCAGGUCUGCAUUGUUUCUUUUCUAAAAUCUUUUCUUUUGUUUAUCUUUUCAAUAACAUGAAUACAUUCAUGUUCAAAAGCCAUCAACCAAGUUAUGAAUUUGUUUCAAAUUCUGUUCAUCAUCUUGCAGACUAUUUAAAAGAGCACAAGUAUCAUACUAGCCAGCUGAUUGUGCAUCAUACAGUCUGUUCUGGUUUGAAUCAAUAGCAAUACCUGAAUGAGAUAUGAUCUCCUGAAAAAGUGAAAUAACUAAGAUGUGCAUUCCUUUAUUCUGAACCUGUGUGGAGGAAGUCCACAUUACAGGUCUGCAGUCAGCAUGAGAGUUAAUGUUAUGGUCAUCAACCCUUAAACUCCCAAGAUCUCAUUGGUAAAUCUCCUUACUGUCUGCCAAAUGAUUCUCAUGAUGUUAGUUGGGAGAAUUUGGUGUGGGAUCAAUUAGUAAUCCAAUAAUUGAUAUUUUUCUUUUCUCAUCACCUGUCUGCAUGAUAUUGUAUUGAUAUGGUAAGGAGAAAUUCUGUCUUGGUCACUCACGGGAGUUAAAGGGUUAAGUGCUUUGACCAGUGUAACAGUAGCUCUGUGUCAGAAUUUCCACUGUUAGAAAGUUCUCAAGGUGAAGGGAACAAAGAGUAAUUUACAUCUAAAGAGAGAAUCAGUUUUGUAGGGACUUCACUAAAGUAGGAGUUUGCUAUCUCAAAAUGAACAGUUUAAAUCAGAAACCUUAAGUGUGUGAGGAGUAAUGCAAAUGUAGUUUCAAGGUGAGAGCAUAAGAUUCACUUUGUUUUUGUGACUCACAUGCUCAAUGUGUGAGACUUGUAAGCUCUGUAUGACAACUAUAGUGUAUGACGUUCACUCUUGUCUAGUAGCCUUUCUGUCCCCAUACUGUACAUGGAUGCUUUAAGCAUCAAUAUCACAUAUGAGUUAUGUCUUUCAUUAGUGUCUCCCCUAAUACCAAGAUCUACCAAAAGUGAAGGAGCCAGCCCAGGUAAAGAUGUGACAUCAAGGCCUUUGGCACACCAGUAAGUAAAACAUGCUGCCUCCAAUAAUAUAAAUUACUGUUUAUUCUUUUCUUUUCUUUUUUUUUUUCUUUUUUUUACUUCUUUUGAAUUGCCUAUAGUUAAGGCAAAGGAAGAAGUUUAUUUCAGUCUCUUUAUAAAAUCAGACAUGGUGUUUGUAAUAUUAUUUAACCUUGUGUAUGAUAUCGUGUUGGUUUUUCCAUUUUAGGUUAUUUCCUCUGUUCUUGUGUGCACUGAUUAAUUAGCAAGCAUGAGAAGAGUAACUUGUAUAUUUUAAGGUCACAUACAAAAGCUGUUUGUAGUUUAUCAGAGGAAACCUGAAAAGAGCAUACAUGUACCAUCAUUAUACACAUGUAUUAUCUUUUCUCUCCUAGGGGAUUUUUCUUGGGGUUCUUCAGUUCUUGUCCCUCCACCAAAACCACAAUUUGAAAUUCCAAACAGGCCUGAGUGGAAAAUACUUCAUACUAUCACCAUACAAGUGUAUUCUCUUUUCUGUCUUGGGGAUUUUUUCUUGGGGUUCUUUAGUUCUUGUCUCUCCACCAAAACCAUAAUUUGAAAUUCCAAACAGGCCUAAGUAAAAUUUACUUUAUACCAUCAUAGUACUGGUGUAUUCUUUUUUCUGUCUUGAGGAUUUUUCUUGGGGUUCUUCUGUUAUUGUCCUUCCACCAAAACCACAAUUUGAAAUUCCAAACAGGCCUGAGUGGAAAAUAUUGUAUGCCAUCAUUACACAUGUGCAUACUUUUUUUUUUUGUUCAGCGUUUUUGUCUUAGGGAUUUUUCUCUGUGUUCUCCAGUUUUCGAUCUGCCCCCAAAACCAUUAUUUGAAAUUCUGAGGAGACCUAGGUGCAUGCAUCUUGUCAAAAGAUGUGUUUUUGGCUCCUUGAAAUUGUAUGGACUAAUAAAUUGCCUUUUACCUGGCUUGUUGCUUAGUGGUGACAGCUGGCAAAGUUUGCCAGAUUAAAAGGUGGCAGUUGGGGGCUGAAUUUUUGAUGUUACACACUCACAAUUGUUUGAUAGCAAAUUCUUUCAUCUAAUUGAAAAUAUUUAUAUGUAUACCUUACUAACCUGAGUAUAAGGGACAUUAUAAUAAAACACUGUAUGAGCACUUUUUUAUGUGACUUCUUUUCAUUUCUUGCAUCACUGUUUUGUAAACAGGAAGCCUAGCAAUACUGCUAUCCUUGUGCUGCCUCACUUUAAAAUUUCAGCCAGUAGUUUAUUUCUUAGCUACAACCCUUUUUACUAUAGCUAAUUUUCCAUAUUCCACCAGCCAACUCAAUUUAUCAUUUAUCAAAUGGUCACUUACUUUCCCUUUAGAGAGAAGAAAAGGCUAGUGAAGUUGGGUGUAUCACAGCUUACUCAGACAAAUAUUCCACCCAAGGUCAGUACCAUCACUGUUUCAGUACAUUUCUUUCAGCCACUAUGCAUAUCACCUUGUAAAAUGUACCUUCAGUAGUGUUACAACCAUGCUGAUAAGCUACCAGUAAUUCAAAACAAGUUUCAGGUAGUGGUGACUUUAUAUACUUACCAGGACUAGGUUGUUCAAAGCUGGGAUAACAAAGGGUUUGUGUGAAAUCUAAUUUCAAAUCUGAAAUCUUUAAAAGAAAAUUCAGUUGAACUCUUUUUGUCCACAAAGGUCUGGAUUAAAAUUAAAAUCAAACCCUGUGCUAGCACUAAUCUGCCAUCAAACAAUUGGGUCUUGGCUCAUGUUGUUUAAGGCUGGGUUCAGAAUUAAUCCAGGGUUUGAGUGAAAUCUGAUUUAAGAUCUGAAAACUUAUAAAUAAAAUCCAGCUCUUCAAUCUUUUUGUCCACCAUUUUUAUUUUGUUCUCCAUUUUUUUUUUGUUCUUAAAAGAAAAGCAAAAAUUAUUCCAAAAAGGCUUUUGAACAAAGGUAUGAAGAAACCUGGAUUAAAUUGUAACCCUUGGUUGGAGCUAAUCCACAAUCAAACAAUUAGGCCCUGGGCCAGGUUGGGUCAAGAUAACCCAGGGUUGGUGUAAAAUUUGAUUUCAGAUCUGAAUACUUGAAAGAAAAUUCAGUAUACUUUUUUUGGUUACAAUUUGGUGUUUGGAUGCUUUGAAGAGAAGAGAUAAAAUUUACCCAAACAGGUUUUUGAACAGAGGAGUGAAGAAACCAGGAUGAAAAUUUAAACUGGGGCUCAGAAGUUUAGUUUAAUAUAUCCUUUACACCCUAAAAUCAGUAUGCAUAUUGUCCAUUCUGAAUUUUUCUGAAUUCUGUACAUUUCCAUGGGUUCCGACAAGAAAGGCAACAAUUUUGGUGUAAAUUUUAUGUCUUGGGCAUAGUACAUGAAUGCUGAAGAGAAAUCUUACACACAGUGUGCAAAGAUAAAAAAUGCUGUGCCUUUUACAUCUUGACACUGAAAAAUCAUUCUGUACAUUUUCAUCAGGAACCAGUUUUGUAUAACAAAGAAACACAAACUCAAAAUGCAGAGCCAGAAGAACCACCUGGUGAGUUAAAGAUUUUAAGAGUGUAACUUAGGGUAGCAGUAAUUACAAGGUAGGGUGACAGAAGUAAUUGCCUAUACCACUGACCACUGAAGAAAUUUUGAAAAACACCUAAAGUAUAUACAUACAACUGUUUAUUAUUAAAGAUUCCAAGUACUGGGUAUAACACACUGGGUAAACUGCAAACUUGUGCAACAACAAGAAGACACUUUGUCUGUCAGGCCAACCUAACAUUUUCUGCAAUCUUUAACCCUUUAACUCCCAAGAUCUCUUUAGUAAUUCUCCUUACUGUCUGCCAUAUAGUUAUUUUGAUGUUAGUUUGGAGAAUUUGGUAUUGGAUCAACUAAUAAUCCCCUAGUUAAUAUUUUUCUCUAUUCUUGUCACUUGUCUGCUUGAUAUUCUAUUGAUAUUUUAAGAGGAAAUUCUGUCUUGGUCACUCAUGGGAAUCAAAGGGUUAAUUGCCUAUAAGCUUUUGAUGUCCAGGAACCUCUGAAGGAGACAGUUCCUAGACCAGUUAAAGUGUACCUCUACCAUGGCUGACAUUCCCUUUAACUCAUCCAUGAGCCCACAAUCCUACCUGGAAAAGGCAGGGUGGAAUUAAGCAUCAUACCAUGUACUACAAGAUGGUUAAUGUGGCAAAAACUCCAUCCAGAUCAUGGGUGGAAUAUGUGCCAGAAAAAUUCAGAACCAUCAGCCACUGACUACUUCAAUCCUCUAUGUUGUUAACUUGAAUAGUUAACAUGAGCUGAGUAGCAAGUUCUUUAAAAUUAUUUAUUGUUUAUUUGAUAAUUUUUUUUAGACGAAUUUGAGACUCCAGCUGCACCAAAGCCAAAGGAGACUGAAGCACAACCUGAACCUGAAGAUGGAGGAGAAGAUGGAAGAGAAGAAGGUUAUUAAAGUAUUUAUUUUGUUCAUAAGAUACGACAUUCAAUCCAUCUGAUCCAGGUUCAAAGGAUGGAUAAUGCUAUUCUUUGCACAGAUUUGUCUUUUAGAUAGUGCAGUACUUUUUAUUAAUACUAAUCCAUUGGUUCGUGUUAUCCACCCUUUGAAUUAGUGGUCCUAUAGUUUUUACAAAUACAAGAAGCUACUGCACUUUUAUCCUUUUAGUCCAUCAUUCUUUAAAUCAAGCCCUUUGUAAAAAGUCCUUGGAAUUUUUCAGUCUUUCAGUUGUUCGUUUUUGAACCAGAUAGAACCUUCUUGUUAUUAAAUGAGAGAACAUCACUUUUUUUCUUUGAUUCUUAUUCAUUUCCUCCCCCUGCAGUGCCUGUCAUAGAGCUGAAAAACUCCUUGAAAAGUAGUUCCCUCUUUCAGUUUGUUGGCUAUUUAAAGGUUUUCAUUUUUUUUAACCAGAUUGAACCUUCAUGUAAUUCAAUGAGGGGAGGAAACUUCACCUUUUUUUCUAUGAUUCUUAUUCAUUUACUCCCCCUACAGUGCCUGUCAUAGAGCUCAGUGAUGAACAAAAGGAACAGAUAUUGAAUUCUGGAGAAUUCAGCAAGUUCUUUGAUAAAGCGACAAGAAUGAUGGAAAGAGCCUUGUGUGAAACAGUUGAUAUCACAUUUGAUUACUCUGGAGCUGAGACAGAGGACACUGAAGGGUAGGGUUUUUUUUUUCUGGUAACCUGUUUAUCCCUAAGAGCGACAAAUUUGUAAUUUCACACAACAGUAUCACCCCUGAGUCAAAUAUCAAGGUUAUGAGAAUAAAGGAAAUGAUUAUGAACUCAAAAAGCUCUUAGUUGUUGAAAAAAUUCUUCUUGUUAGAACCAUAGGAAAUAUUUAGAGAACAGUGUGGGGAACAUUGUUGGGUCUCUUGCUCUCUCUCUCCUCCAUAGAACCAUAGCUGUGAACAAGCCUUAUCCACAUGGAGAAGUGACAUGCUUAUAACUUAACUCCCAGGAUCCAAUUACCUAUCAUCCUGACUGACUGUCAAGGGUUCCUCCUUAAAUUGUAAAGAAGGUUCCAUUUUAAAUCGAGAUAAAACUCUCUGGCUGACAGGCUUCUCUAUUCUCCUAACCCGUUUGCGAGAUUUUGUACUAGAUUUGCGAUGAGAAGUUACAAUUUAAUCUCUUCUUGGAGUUAAAGGUUUAAAGCUUAAAAAACCAGGUUAAGCUCUUGAAAUGUUGGGCUAUUUGGCCUGUAAGAGUCUUCUCUUUAUUUACCAUGUACACUGCUUUUUUGAGUGCUUAUCAUUGCAUCGGUGUAUGUUUAUGAAGUUAAUCCUCAGCAUUUUUUUUUCUUUUGUCACAGAGACACACAGGCCUCUGGUAAACUCUCAUUCAACCGAGAGUUCUUUGAUGAGAGGUGGUCAAGGCAUAGGACAGUGACUUGCCUGGACUGGUCAACACAGGUACUGGAGGAUGAUAAUUUGUUGUUGUUGUUGUGUUCAGUAGACUUCAUUUAAAAUUGUUUAAUUUUGUGGAAGAAGAAAAAUGUAUUGUAGAAGUUGUGGCACCAGAACAACUCCAGAAAUGCAAGAUUUUACACCCUAAAAUCAGUAUGCACAUUCUCCAAACUGUUUUCUAAACGUUUCCUAAGAUACCGACAUGGAGAAUUUAUCUGACAGUCAAGAGCUUCUUCAGUCGUUGAUCAGUUCUUUUAUUCUCCUGACCUUAAUGUUUGAUUCAGGGGUGAUAUGGUUAGGAGAAAUUAGAUGUCGGUCACUCUUAGAGGUUAAAGGGCUAACCCUAGACCGCAAGUAGGCCGCCAGUAUUAGCGCUUCAGGUUACGUGUUUCUCUGCCGGCGGAAAGAUUUGUGUAUUAGUGCCAGACCCCUUGCAGACCUCCGCCUGCUCGCGUCGCUCAAGGCUCAUACUUUCCCACAAAACGCUCAAGCUGAAGUUUUUACAGUAAUCCCCUACCUAGAGGGAGUGAGUAUGGAUAAGCUUACAAAAUUAUUUGCUCUCGGACAUGUAUGUGACGUGCAAUCAUUUUAAUCUAACAGCAAAGUAAAAAAUGGCGUAAAUUGGUCACCCAAAGAGUUUCAAAGCUGACGUUUCGAGCGUAAGCCUUUCGUCCUUCGCUUUGUCGAAGGGCUAACGCUCGAAACGUCAGUUUUGAAACUAUUUAUAGUGGCCAAUUUUCAUUGUUUACUCAGUUGAUAAUACCAAAUUACCUUGUUGUACUCUCCCACCAACGCAGCACCACAGUUUCUUCAGAAACUUGCCCCCUUUAUUUAAAGUGAAAAAUACAUUUACAUGUACUUUGCAUGUUGAGAGCAAUGCAUACAGACGUAACUUAUACAGUGCUUUGUGAGAAACAUGAUGGCAUGACUUUCAGUUACGCCUUGUAAGUAACAUAAAUAUGUGUCUGAUGCAUUCUUAGUACCCAGAGCUGUUGGUAGCAUCGUACAACAACAAUGAAGAUGCCCCACAUGAGCCUGAUGGUGUAGCGCUCAUAUGGAACAUCAAAUAUCAGAAAGAAUCUCCGGAAUAUGUAUUUCACUGUCAGGUGAGAGAGUUAGUUACUUACCGGUAUGCAUUUAAUAGUUUUUGCUAAGAGUAGGGACUGUAUUUUUUAAAAAAGCUUUAAGGUGUGCAGUAGCCUCAAUGCUAUAGCGGUGCAAAGACAGCCUAAGUUUAAUCAACGUGAAUAGUCCAUUUUACAGUUUCGUGCUUGGUUGCCAAGCCUCUAAACGGGAGUGAGGCUAAGGGUGACCUUAGCUUGUUAUGAUACAAACGUUGCUGCUUUUCAAAUGCAAAUGACUUUGUCAUCAUGCUAACUUGAUACUGGUCUCCAUCACAACAAGGUCACCUUCAGCCUCACUCCAAGUCAAAGGCUUGGCAACUAAGUACACUACUGUAAAGGGCAUCACAAGGAAUAUCUAUCAUGCUGAAUAUAGGUGCAUGUAUUAUACGUAUCAGCUGAAAUUGAAGCCCCCUUUGCCAAAACACGAAGUCUAGUUUUGAUAAGUCGUGCUUUGAUAUCCCCUCUUGUUAUACUUGCGACUUGGAUAUGUAUUUUUUAAAUGGUACGCUUUCUUGUCCAUCAUGCAAAAAUAUCGCACAUAUAUCAGGCGAGAUUAGAUAUAUUAGAUAUGUUAGAUAUAGCCUUAGUACUUUAAUCCCACAGCUACCCUGUGUCUUUCAGCCAUUUUUAAGACCAUCGCGUUGAAUUACAGAUCUGAUAAUUCCUUUCCAUUUCAGUCUGGUGUGACGUCAGUUACCUUUGCCAAGUUUCAUCCCAAUUUAAUCGUUGGUGGGACAUAUUCAGGCCAAAUUGUAUUGUGGGACAACAGAAGCAGUAAAAAGACCCCAGUACAGAGAACACCUCUCUCUGCCACUGCACACACAGUAAGUGAAUUCUAUGUUAAUUUUGUUUUCCUUCUUUGGUGUUUGGAUGUCAGGGCUAAGUAAAUGUCUGUAAAAAGUUAUCUUUAUUUUUCUGAGCAAGACCUCUAAGUGAUAGCUGAAUAAACCGUAACGAUUCGAUUUAGCGCCCUCGUUCCUCUCUCUAAUGAGCGCCCCCUCCAAUUUGAUUUUGUUAAUAAGCGCCUAUUCUAUUUUUGUGAUAGCACUCUUAAAGUACUGCACAUUGAGAUCAAACGUGGUUUAUUGGUUUCUUAAAGCCUUAUUUUAAAAGCGGUUGCCUUUGUCUUAGUUUCUCCACUAUCACGUCCAUGUGAGUGUACAGUUAUUUCUAACGACUGAUCUCGUCUUCAAAUCUUUCGGCGAUUGCUUGGCUGGGUGUUCGAGCCAGGAAGGAUUCAGGGAUAACAAGUCCCGUUUUCCAGUCUUCUUGAUCCUCUUCGCACAUUCUGCUGUUUCUCAAAAAAAGGAAUUAACGCCCUAUCCUUAAUAAAACGCAAAUAAGCGACCAGGCACUAAAUCGAAUCAUUACGGUGUGCAAAUGAAUUUUCAAUUUGUAGAUUUGAUCAUACAUGUAUUUUAUUCCCUUUUGUUUUUGGUACUGGUAUGUGUAAGAAUGAGUUUCAAACUUAAAGGAUGAACAGUGUAUCUGUUGAAAACGGAUGAAAUUGAAACGCAGCAUCUUCAUGAACAUUUUAUCUGACUGUAAAGAGAAACAAAACAAGAAAACUACUGUUUUAUUACUGCUGUUUUUGUUUGUUUUUUUCAUAACGAUUGUGUAAUUAGAUGAUUUCUUUUCUCUGUGUAGCAUCCGGUUUAUUGUGUGAAUGUGGUUGGAACUCAAAAUGCUCACAAUUUGAUCAGUGUGUCCACUGAUGGAAAGAUGUGUUCUUGGAGUCUUGACAUGUUGUCACAGCCCCAGGUGAGUCAGCGGUUAUGUUAACAACUUACUUCAGCUUGUCAUAUCACGACAAAACUAGACUCUCAACUGACUAGGGUCUCUUUCGUGAGUGACGAAUGGUCACUCUUACUUAUGUUGUGGUCAACUGUUGUCAGCGGCAACUGUCCGUCUCAGGACAAUUGCCGCAUAGUAAAACUGCACACAACCUGAUGUUUGCUCUUUUGGGGAGGCUCUUUUAUGGUUUGACCAACUUGAAAAAUUUAGUUGGUAAUUGCUUUUCAAAGUCCCCAUUCGUAAUCCGUGUUGGGGCGCUUUUCGAUCGAGAGUCGUAAAACCAAAGCAACAAAUCACAAGGACUAAUGAAAUGAAAAGAAAUUUCUUGACCAUUGUGAACUCAAAGUGACAACAAGCAUACUGCUUCAUGCAUGGGGAAACGCAGGUUACCAUGUCGCGAUUGGCAGUAGUUUUAAAUCUGUUUGGUUGAGAAAGUAGCGCUGGUUUUGUGGUUACAUUCUGUUCUCUUUUUGGUUUACUUUUUUCCUUCUCGCUGUUUUUCUUCCUCAGCGAAUGAUAAUUUCAAUCUUUUAUUUCAUUUUUGACCUUAAAAUACCCCAAAUGUUAUGCUAUAGCUCCAUUUAGCACUUGCCGUAAAUGUUCUUCCUUGCCAUCUCUGUUUAUUUCAGGACAGCAUGGAGCUUCAAUUUAAACAGUCCAAGGCCGUGGCUGUGACGUGUUUAUCGUUUUUGGCCGGUGAUGUCAACAAUUUUGUGGUUGGGAGCGAGGAGGGCUCGGUUUACACAGCCUGUCGACAUGGAAGGUAAGCUUAACUUGCGCAUAUUUGAGAUUGUCUUGAACGCUGUACACCUUGUUUUACAAAUGCAGGACAUGCAGGAGAACGCUGGUGCGUAAUCAUCAAAACGAGAACUUUCUAAUGAACGAAAAUAUAUAUUUUUAAACACUUCUUGACGCAGUAGAACGUAUGAAGCGGUGACAGUGAUAAGAAAAGUCAGACCUUACAAGGCAGAGGCACUGUGACAAAAGCACCAAGAGACCGUUAUAUACUUUGUAAAAUGUUUCUAAGAGUCGGCAAUGCUGAAAGAUUAGAUGUAUAAGAUGUGUUUAGCUUACUUUAGUGAUAAUUGCUCUGUGGUUUUUCAAUAUUAAGGGUGUUGGGGCUUUCUAUGAUCUUUCUAAAGCUUGAAGUGCGUGGCUGCUUUGAGCGGCGACACCGUGAGAGAUACGGAACAGAAAACUGUGAUAAGUUUCGCCACUGGAAGCUACGUUGUUCAUUUUCAUGCUCCCGCCGCCUUUGUUUCCAUAGAGCGCCCCCACCCACCCCCUCCCCCCUGAAAAAAACGCCAGCCAUCAGGCUAAGGGGAAAAAUAAAUGAAUUUUAAGCUUUAUCUGGAUCAACGUAACGUAUUAGCUCAUUUUUCUACAACUGCGCAUUAUGUUUCUCAAAGAGCAUUCGUAUGAUUCAACUGUUUCGGAAUUGUGCCAAACUCAAAAUGGAUGAAAUCCUUGUUUACUUAUAUUUUACAGUAAAGCGGGAAUCAGUGAUAUAUUUGAAGGUCAUUAUGGACCAGCGACAGGCAUUGAUACUCACUCGGCAGCAGGACCUAUUGACUUCUCUUACCUGUUUUUGACAUCUUCAUUUGAUUGGACCAUCAAACUGUGGAGUCACAAGGUAAGGUUUUUAAACAGAAAUUUUCGAACGAUUCUCUUACAUCUGCCUUUCUAUUUUCCUAAGUCAUUGAAUGCUCGCCAGGAAUCACGGAGUUCUAAUCCUUGUACCGGGCAAGAUGGCGUUGUACAAAAGGAAAAAGGCAUUGCUAACAUUACAAGGAUAAAAAAGAUAACUGGCACGGGUUCGAAUCCAUUCUUGUAGUGGCGCUGCUUCACGAAAUCCUCUCACGCUCCUCGCCGAGCCCGUGGAAUGUCUGUGUACUCCUUCCGACAGCGAGUGAAGCAGGCUGGCUCGUCUCUCUGCGACUUUGUAUAGUGUUUGUCCUACGUAGUGAUUGUCCAACAGCGCCAUUGAGAGCCUGCGCAUCGGCUAAAUCCUCAAGGGGUAUUUCGCUUCCCCUUCCCUCAACAAAAAGUUUUAAACAUCUUUAUUGACAGUGUUAUAUUUAUUGGCAGAACCCACGUCCGCUGUACUCUUUUGAAGACAAUGGCGAUUAUUUGUAUGACGUACAGUGGUCCCCAAUCCAUCCUGCUUUGUUUGCUGCCGUGGACGGAACAGGAAGACUGGACCUGUGGAAUCUUAACAACGACACAGAGGUAAAGUGGUUAUGAACUUCCAUUCUGUUUCAACGAUUAGAUUAUGUACUCGAUGUAGUUGAUGAGGGCGAAGGCCGAAGCUAUUUUCAUGUAUAGAAAUCGAGCGUGAAAAAUGUAACUCAUUCAGCAUAAAGCUAAAAAGCUACAUGAACCAGUCGUUUCAAACUGAAAAGCAAGAUAAACUUGUGAUCUUUACUGAAUAAUGGUACAAAGCGGUCACGUCAUGUGCUGAUAACUGUCAAGCGCACUUCACUCACCAUCUAUCACAGAAUAGAUAGCGAGUAGCGUAGACAAUCAUAAAGCAGCAAUUGUUGUAAAUCGCAAGUAGAACUAUACUAAAGAAGACAUAACAGCAUGCAGAAACGGCAGUAUUUGACAUGUUUCUCUCAAGGUAAGUUAACUCGCGUCCUUUUUACUGCAACUGGAACGAUCAGCAUUGCUCUUCGUGUUUUCAUUACGAAGCUUCAUAGGUCAUUAGGAUAUCCGUAGUAUAAACAGGGCCCUAUAGCUUGUGCAAAGUUCGGAAAAGUCUUCAUGUGGAAUGAUCUUACGAACAGACCUUAAAAAAAUGUCGAGUCGUCGGUCAAACUUAUUGAUCGGACAGCCCAUUUUUGGGCGAAAAAAGUGACCAUUGCGCCAUAUCUUUCUCAAACUUAUUAAUAAUUCAUGCUGAGAAAACAAGGGAAAUUGCAACCGUGAUAGAGGUUUGGAUAUGUGAUCUUAAUUAUCAUAAAAUUUGGUGAACUUUUGCUUUGAUUUUCUCCAAGAAUUAUUAAUAGUUUGAGAAGCUUUAUCAAACCUUCGAAAGGGUGUUUCACCCGAUAUCCAACACCUUGAAAUUGGUUGAAAAAAACGAGGCGCAGCCGAGUUUUUUUCAACCACUUCUCGGUGUUUAGAUAUCGGAUAAAACACUCUUCCUCGUGUUUGAUAUAUUACUUGAAAAUGCCUUCCCCACCCCCUACAUUUUGAUGUUUACAUUUGAAAGUAGUACAUUUCCACGCCUUUAAGUUUAUUGUUCAUGCAGCCUCGAACUCAAUGCAGGAAUAGUGGAACGCACGGUACAGCAGCAAAGUUCGGAAAAAAAAAUUGAUAUUGAUAUGAUUGUCGUAAUAAUACAAGCUAACUCAUGUGAAUAUACAAUAUGAAUAAAAUAUGUGGUCAAUGUUCGAGAUGAAUCAUUUAAUUGAGAUAAAAAGAGAAUAAAACAUAGGCGCGCGCAGAUAUUGAAUUUCUCUUCGAAUUUCCAAUAUCGAUAUCAGAGUGAGCGUAUCGAGCACUCAAUCGGUGUGUAGGAAACAUGGUACAUGUACUGAGUUAGUUGUAAGCACUUCUUCCAUCGGGUUUAAAAGUAGCUCUUUCUGUGGCACGCACUCAUUUGAUCUCAUGAUGCUCCUUAUUCGUGCUCAUAUUCAGUCAGCUGUAAAAUUUAUUAUGCCAAUAUUACACAUUAGAGAUAUGUUUCAUUGUUGCGUAAUCAUAUUCUUCCCGCUGCGACCAAAUGUAUUCCACGUGAACGCUUUUGAAAGUCUAGUUGCAAUCUAAUAUGGCGUAUUCUAAAUAUCGAAAAAUCCUGUUCGUUUGUCGAGGGAAUACUUGUCGGUCUCCCUCCGCUAAAGCGAUUUUAAGGCAUCUUUUACAGGAACGUGAAGAUAGGAACGAAUGGGAGAUUGACAGCGCUGGAACUCUUGGUUUUCGAGAAGGACUCUUAUCGGACGAACGGGGGUUGCAAGUGUUGAAGAAACAUGAAAUUGCUAGCAACCACCGAGCAAGACAAGUAAACGAGGAUGAUUUUCGUCGUUUUGAUGUAAUAUUGGCCUUUGAUGAGAGCAAUGUGCGAGAUCUGAAUGAAACUUUUAAGCCAAAUGAUGGCACUGCGCAAGCGGAGGUUAAACUGUUUGGCACAUAUGAUCCUAAAGGAGAGUUGAUAAUACGUGAUCCUUACUAUGGAGACAUUUCAGAUUAUGAAAUGAUGUUCGAUCAUGUUUACAGAUGCUGUGUGGAGUUUUUGAAACAGUGUUAGAGAAAGACUUGAUGAUGUUUCAAUCACUGGACCAGUAAUUUAGCUUUUUAUUUUUACACACUGAAAAGGAAAUGCUCAAUUCCAAGCGUUUGUGGUGGGUGCAAUGUGGAUAUCUCAAAACCGCAACACCGUGAAAAAAAAACAUCAACGCCGCAAUAUGUUUUGUAUCCAUGCAUGAUUAAACACACACACACACACGCAACUGAGUAUAUAGCAAAGCCAUUCUACGUUUUGGAAUGAAUAGUGCAUUAAGUUUAUUAAAGGGCUUGAACUAGCGGCCGAUCAAAGGAUAAAGUCCGGUCACAUUGAAAAGGUCUUGUUAGGUCAAAUCCUUGGAUAGCACAGUCUAGACGGUUUUUCAUGCCUGUGAAGCAAAAUUUAAUGCAGAGGUUCAGGUUUAAAAUGUUAAAGGUUCGACAUUAUUUGCGUUUGUGAAUAAAAGGGAUAAAGACCGAAUGAGAUACUACCAGACCAAUAAUUUUUACUUUAUUUUGUCCGCGAAUCAGCGGGUCUUCAUAAAUAGCGAUGUAAAUUGGUAUGUUUUGUUUGCUUGAAUUUGAUUGACGUCGCGUGACGUGACGUGAAAAGAAUAACAAUGCCUCUCAGUUUUUGUAUUAAAACAUAUUACGAUUUAAGCUUAUAUUGUAUCGGAUAUAACCAUCGGGCAUGAAUUCUAUUAGUAAGGGUUUCUUGAUGUAUACUCGCAUCAGGUAGCUUGUAUUUUUACGAGAAUCAAGUAGAUGGCAAGCUUCAAUUUCAUUUACUUCGUAACUUUGGUGUUGAAAUUUAUAAUAUGAUAAUCGUAUGUAGGACAUAGAACUGAAGCGAUAUUGAUUUUACCGAACGUUGCUGCUUGGUGUAACGCAAUUCUGAUGUGGUAUGUAAAAAAAAAAAACCAAACAAACAAAGCUAACCACGUCUCCUCACUCCACCUCUGUUCGUCAUCUUUUCUAGGUACCAACAGCGAGCACCAGCGCCGAAUCAAUGACGUCACUUAAUCGUUUACGAUGGACGCAUUCUGGUCACCAGAUCGCCGUGGGUGAUGAUGACGGUCACGUAUUCAUCUAUGAUGUUGGCGAGGUAAGUACUAGCGUUUUGUAUAACACAGGCGGAGAACUUAGUUAGAGUGUUGACUACAUACUCACGUAGAGCAGGAAAUAAUUACUGUUUUCAAAGUAUCGUGAUCAGAAACUCUCAGUUCAAGAAAGUAAAAUUUAAUAUUAUGCACUAAGUUUGUAGGGUUUUUUUUUGCCUCUCUGAGUCGCGUAAAACGCCUUGUUAUGUAACAUUAUCAACCUUUGGGUAUAGCUGGAGGAGAACUACGCUGUUUCAUCGAAAUUUCAGCUUACUUAUUUCAUGUUUUCAGAGAACGUUGCCUUCAAAAUUCUACUGUUCAGUGCUUCAUUGGUAACCGCUAUAAUGCUCAUAGCCUGCACACAAGCCCUUAUAAUAGCACUGCGGGACGCGUGUUUUUCCACCCGCGGAAAGAUUUUGAAGGUUACCCAAGAGUCGGGCACCAAUAUCAGUGCAGACCUCUCACCUUGCGUUUGUCAGGGCCACAUACCUACCCGCGGGGGUGGGGUGGGAGCGAGACAGAAACGCCCGGGCCGAAGUACUAAUAAUGAGGGCCAACUCCCAGGGUGGUCUAUCUGUGGUGAUAAGAGAUUCCUUGUCACAUAGUUCAGAAGGUCUCAAUGGGGUGAUGGCUUAAAAUUUUGGCUAUUUUACGCCUAAAUGUCAAUAUCAGCCAGCAGAGCAGGCGUCUUAUAAGGGCGAGUUAACGUAAAGAAGCGCGCUUUCGUUUAUUCAACCGGCCUUGUUUGAUUUGGAGUCAGAGUCGAGGGUUGGGGAGGGGGCGGGAAAAGGCGAAAAGACGCGUAAUAUUCACUCCCCAACCCCCAACCCUCUCCUUUUUUUUUACCGUCUCUCAUCCCCUGGGUACAAAUUUCUUUCUCUCCCCAGCCUUCCGCUGCUAUUUAAAUCAAAGGUGACAGCCAUAAUUUUCGCUUAGAAAAAACUGAGCACCCGCUCCCCAAAAUUACGCCCUCACUGUAGGCUAGGUUAAUAACAUUCCAUUGUUUCCACCGGAAAGUCUGUUUUGGUUUCCUCUUUUUGCGACUAUCGGUUUAAAUUUGUCAAUUUACACUAAGUUUUUUGGCCGUAUUACUGCUUACGUCACGGUUAAAUCCAUCGAGACUUGUAGUUUACGCUUAUUCUCGUUUUUCUCUAUUUUCUUGAUUUGUUUUAGCAACUUGCUGUCCCAAGAGUGGAUGAAUGGUCAAGAUUUCAAAACACCAUUCAUGAGAUCCAAGCGAAUGCCUCAUCCAACAUUGGCGAAAUAGGCUCCCCCAAAAUGUCGCCGUCCAAGAUGCCAUUUAGUUAAUUUUAUUUCCGCUGUAAUUCUGAGAUAAUAAUGCAGUAGGACUGUAAUAUAACAGAACUGAGUCAGCCAUUCUAGGAAAAGGACUCAGUUGUUUUCUCAGGGAGAUUGGAAUGAAGGUCGUGAAUAGGGAUGCAUCAUGUUCUUUAUGUUAUUAUUUGUUCAGGUUUUAUAGAUGUUAGACUAGUCUAUCCACAUUUUGCGUGCUGAAGAGAGAGAAAUAGGUUAAAUGGUGUAUUGUCCUGGCAGAUGUAAGUUAUAUUUGUCCUUUUUCGGUUGAUUUUAGCAAUUUUCUGAAAAGUUUCGAAUUU